Messenger RNA from Phialemonium atrogriseum, 1158 nucleotides. RefSeq lists its product as uncharacterized. The transcript has a single exon. The annotation marks the transcript as partial. Lineage: Eukaryota; Fungi; Ascomycota; Sordariomycetes; Cephalothecales; Cephalothecaceae. The record is from RefSeq and is a predicted model, not a curated record. Gene Ontology annotation, cellular component: cytoplasm. Gene Ontology annotation, molecular function: electron-transferring-flavoprotein dehydrogenase activity; flavin adenine dinucleotide binding.
CCGCUCACCCACCACCUGCUAAAGCACACGCCGGCGUCGGUGGGCCUGCAUGUGGUGCUGGUCAGUCCCAACGACGAGCUGCUGUGGGCCUAUGCCACGGUCCGCGCCAUUCUGCCCGACAUGUUCGGCGACGCGAAGGUCUUCCUCCCCCUAGCGCCGGGCUUCGCCAAGUACGGGGCCUCCAAGUUUGAGCACGUGGUGGGCACGGCGCAGAGCCUGGACUCCGAGACAAACUGCGUGGUGGUAUCGACGAAAGCCAACGAUCAACAGCAGCGGACCAUCGACUACGACACCCUCGUCGUCGCAACCGGCCCCUCCUUCAAGGAAGCCAUGCCCUUCAAGAACCUAGCCGACACGGCGACCACCAAGAACGAGAUCCACAGUCUCCGAAACAAGAUUGCAGCGGCGCCGUCCAUCGUCAUGGCCGGUGCCGGCCAGACGGGCGUCGAGGUGGCGGGCGAGCUGGGCCAGGAAUACGGGCUCGCGGGGACAAAGGAGAUCACGCUGACAGCCGACGACGCCCUACCGCUGGGGCCCGAGGCGCGUGACGACGUGCGCCGGACGGUGGGCCGCAACCUAGCCAAGCUGAAAGUCAAGAUUGUGGCGAGCACACGCGUCCUGGACGCCACGACCACGCCGGCGGGCAAGCAGUCCCUGGCGCUGCGGACCAGCAGCGGCAAGAACAAGACCAACGAGACGGCGGACACGGCCACGACGACGCUCGAAACGGACCUCUUCAUCCCCGCCUUUGGCGUGCGGCCCAACACGGGCUUCGUGCCGGCGGCCAUGCUCGCCGCCGACGGCCGCGUCAGGGUCGACCGCGACACGCUGCAGGCGAGGGGCCACGCCGACGUGUUUGCCCUGGGCGACGCCGGCAACGCCCAGACGACCAACGGGAAGCACGCCGACGCGCAGGUGCGUUUCCUGGCGCCGGCCUUGCAGGACUGCCUGGCCCGGCGCACCGCCAUGCCCACCUAUAAGGCUGACGAUACCUUCGUGUUCGCCGUCACCCUCUGCCGGUACCGCGGCACCGGCCAGUUCGGCAGCUGGCGCUUAUGGGGGUGGAUUAUCCGUCUGACUAUUGCCGAGCACUUGGGUACCGACAACGCGCCUGACAUAGCGGCGGGGAACAGGACCAUGACAGAGUUGAAAUGGUAG